Messenger RNA from Haliotis rubra (blacklip abalone), 420 nucleotides. RefSeq lists its product as uncharacterized. Lineage: Eukaryota; Metazoa; Mollusca; Gastropoda; Lepetellida; Haliotidae. The transcript has 3 exons. The coding region runs from base 1 to 420 and encodes 139 amino acids. The record is from RefSeq and is a predicted model, not a curated record.
AUGAAUCGGUCUACUGUCCGGGGUAUUCUGUGUGACCACUGGCAGUCUUGCAUGUCCUGGGGCUUCCUCGAUGUCAGCUUCACCCUCGACUACUACUUCACUGUUCAGAACUGGACAACAGCGGAUAAUUCUCCCCAGAUCCCAGUCAGGGCUGAAAUCAUCGGCUACCAGAACCAGCUGGGCCCCGGGCCAGAUUCGAGCUUCCAUCACAUCUAUGACUAUACUGGUUACAGGAGCGAGAUUCAAGACCAGACUAAGUUAGAAACACCCAAUGGAGUUGCGUGCAGAGGACGUAAAGGGACCCGCCAGAUGCCCCAAUUACAGGCUCAGUAUCAAUAUAGGGAGGAGAUAACAAACGUCAUGGAUAGUACGGUCAAGCAAGUAGACGCAAGUAUUUUAACACCAUUUAUGCAAUUAUAA